Messenger RNA from Brassica oleracea var. oleracea, 1647 nucleotides. RefSeq names its product PTI1-like tyrosine-protein kinase 3. Gene Ontology annotation, biological process: protein phosphorylation. Gene Ontology annotation, molecular function: ATP binding; protein tyrosine kinase activity. The record is from RefSeq and is a predicted model, not a curated record. Lineage: Eukaryota; Viridiplantae; Streptophyta; Magnoliopsida; Brassicales; Brassicaceae. The coding region runs from base 124 to 1359 and encodes 411 amino acids. The transcript is spliced from 6 exons.
UCUUUUCUUUGUUCCUUAAUUAUUUGAGGUUCCUAUAUUUCUCUAUCUCCUCUUCUGCAGCCUCUCAUUUUGAUUCAUCCUCUCUGGCUUACUGCUCGUCGUUUCUAUUUGCAUUUUUGCAUCAUGGAUCGUGAUUUUCAUCGUCGUGGCCAAAAGGUGAAUGAUCGUUCACCGACCAGCCGCUUUGUUCGGUUGGAUAAACCGAGAUCUGUAGACGAUCUUGACAUACGCAAGAAAGGUAAGAUGCGUAGGUGGUUGUGUUGUUCAUGUCAUGUACAAGAAUCUAAACACCCUUCAUCUGAACAUAACCGAUCCAAAACCCCUCCUACACGCUACCAAGACUACGGACGUAACAAUAAGAAACCACCAGCUCCUAUGAAGCCUCCUUCCGUCUUGAAGGAGCCUACUACUAUUGAAGUCCCUGCAAUGUCAUUAUCUGAGCUCAAAGAAAAAACUGAGAGUUUUGGAUCAAAGGCUUUGAUCGGAGAAGGAUCCUAUGGAAGAGUGUACUACGCAAACUUCAAUGAUGGCAAAGCCGUGGCUGUGAAAAAGCUCGAUAACUCAUCAGAACCAGAGACAAACAUCGAGUUCUUGACUCAGGUCUCAAAGGUUUCUAGGCUAAAGAACGACAACUUUGUUCAGCUUCUUGGUUAUUGUGUCGAAGGAAACCUUCGUGUCCUUGCCUAUGAGUUUGCAACAAUGGGAUCCUUACACGACGUCUUACACGGAAGAAAGGGAGUACAAGGAGCACAACCAGGUCCAACACUUGAGUGGAUGCAACGAGUCAGAGUUGCGGUUGAUGCAGCUAAAGGAUUAGAGUACUUACACGAGAAAGUUCAACCUCCCGUUAUACACAGAGACAUUCGUUCAAGCAACGUGCUUCUUUUCGAAGACUUCAAAGCCAAGGUUGCUGAUUUCAAUCUGUCUAACCAAGCUCCUGAUAUGGCUGCUCGUCUUCAUUCCACUAGAGUCUUGGGGACAUUUGGUUAUCACGCACCAGAAUAUGCAAUGACAGGACAGUUGACACAGAAGAGUGAUGUUUAUAGUUUUGGAGUUGUGCUUUUGGAGCUACUAACCGGGAGAAAACCGGUUGAUCAUACAAUGCCACGUGGUCAGCAAAGUCUUGUCACUUGGGCAACUCCAAGGCUGAGUGAAGACAAAGUGAAGCAAUGUGUUGAUCCAAAGCUCAAAGGAGAGUAUCCUCCUAAAGCAGUUGCAAAGCUUGCGGCGGUUGCAGCGUUGUGUGUGCAAUACGAAUCAGAGUUUAGGCCAAACAUGAGCAUUGUAGUGAAAGCUCUUCAACCGCUCUUGAGGUCUUCAGGGACAGCUUCUGCUGCUGCUCGAAGAGCUCAAACUUGAGUUUUUCUUGGUUGAUGCAAGUUGAUUCAUUCAUGGCCACAGGGUUUACCGAUGGAAUGUGAAGGAGGAGAUAGUGAGAAAAGUUGAUGGAGAUGGACUUAAGACUUCUGAUUCAGUGACUUUAUACAAAAUCAUAAUUAUACAUAGCUUUUAUGUUCUUUUAAAAUAAUCAUCUAAGACACUAUACGAAAGAGUAAAUAUGUUUCAGUAACCUCUGUCAUUUGAUUAACAAACAUUCUGUUAAAGUUGAUUAUGACACAUAUUUGUCCACAUUUGUUUUAUUUUGUC